Molecule: messenger RNA, 2403 nt
Organism: Vanderwaltozyma polyspora DSM 70294
Lineage: Eukaryota; Fungi; Ascomycota; Saccharomycetes; Saccharomycetales; Saccharomycetaceae
Gene: PET111
Product: Pet111p
Exons: 1
Coding region: 1-2403 (800 amino acids)
Source: RefSeq, a predicted model, not a curated record
AUGUUAAUACGAAAAUCAAUACAACGAAUAUACCCGUAUUUGGUCAAUAAGACGCCAUUGCGAUUAUCUACUCAGGUCAGAAACCUUAAAAUAUGUAAUAAAGAAACUGACAGGGGCAGGAAAAUAUUAGAGAAUGAAGAAUGGCUAAGAUUUGGUAAUACAAAUAAUUCCAAUAUUCCACCUUAUCAAAGUUCAUCAUUGAAAAAUCAGAAUCAAUUGGAAGAUGUUAGCAAUAGUGCAGAAAAUGGGCAUGUUCUUAACGAACCAAUAGUCUUUAUCUCUAAAUCAGACUUUAAGGAAAAUUGGGAGCUCAAAUUUAUAGAAGCAUCAAGAAUUACAGUACGACAAGUAAAAGGAUUAUUGGUUGAUAAAUAUGAUAUGUUUUCUCCUGAUCAAUUACUGUUAUUGUUCAAAUCUUUGGAAUCUUACCAAGACACUUACAAUAUGCAUGAGCUAUCUGUUAUAUUACUUCCACAAUUGAAUAAAUUCAAUGGUAAUUCUAAGGCAUUUCAAGAACUUCUAGUCACAAUAUUGAGAGUAGAAUAUAAACUAAAAAAAUAUAGAAUUUGUGAACAUUUGUUUUCAGAAUGCAUAAAAUAUCCAAUAAAGAAUCCUGUGAUUUAUAGAAUAGGUUUGAAUUCAUUUAUUGAAAACGAUAAUUUCCACUUAGCAAAUGGAUUCUAUAUACAAGCGCUAGAAAGUCCAGAUAUAUUCCCUCUAACAACAAAAGAACUAUUUUCAUUUCUAUUAAAAUUAUACGAAUUUAAAGACUUAUACUCGAUGGAGCGAAUAUUCAUUCAGUGGCUAAAGAAAAAAUGUGAUAAGAAUACCCCUUCAGAGCAUGAUCCUACAACAAAUAUUCUUUCUUUGAUGCAUAGAGCCUAUAGAAAUUAUGGAACUGAUGGUGAAUUCCAAGAGUUUUUAGAAAAUGAGUAUGUUAAUAAACUUCGAUAUAGUGAAACUUUGCAAUUUAAGUGCACCGAAUUUUUAACUGAUCUUUAUGAAAAAGAAGAAUACGAAAAUGAUAUAACUAAAAAGUACGAAGAUUCAAUAGCACUCUUUGGACUAUUAGAAAAUUUACCAGCUCAAAAAAGAGGAUUUUAUCUGGCAUUAUUGAACUCUGCUGUUAAACACAAUGAUUUCGAAUUCGUAAAACUCUUAUCACAAGAGAUGAAGAAAGAUAAUUUAAUUAACUUUGGAGCCUCAUAUCACUUGAUAGUUUCCGAACAUUUCGCCAAAAAUGGACAUAUCAAUGAACUUUUGACGUACUUUAAUGAACUAGUGCUUCAGCAGGAGGACAGUUGUGUUAGAUUGUCUCCACAACAAGUGCUGACAUUCAGAGACUGUCUAGUCAAGAAAUAUCCUAUAUUAACAAGAGAAAUACAUAAUGAAUUGAAAACUAUAAUUACAAAGCCCGUUUAUUAUGAAAAAAUUGGUUGGACUAUAUCUACUGACAGAGAUCUUUCGAAAUUAAUUUCAUACAGAGCAUUGGGUGGAUCACAAUACAUGGUUCCGUAUCUAAAUCAUGUAGACUACGAUAGAUUUUUGAAUUUCUCAAAAUUAAUAAAAGAGAGGAAAAUAGCAGAGGCCAAAUUAUCUUUGACAGAUAUUUUCCAAAGGAAUUUAAAACCAAGUUUUAACCUUUGUUUUAUGUUGUUUAGAUUGUCUAUUCAGAACAAUUUUAGAAUAUUGGCAACGAUUAUUGAUGAUUAUUUAAGACAAUGUCAAAAUGAUAUACCGAUUAGCAUGAAAUUACUUUGGUUGCGUAAUGAUGUCCUAGGGUCUCAAAAAUCUAUUGCUUCUACAACAGAGACCUCAAAAUUUGGUUUAAAGAACAAGAAAUCUAUGCGUUGGGUAGAAGUCGAAAAUUUUUCAAGGAAUAAUGUCAACAGUUUAAAUUUCACAUCAUAUAUUCAAUUGUCAAAAAUCAGUAUAUUAUUAAAAAAUUACUCGCUUGCAUCAGAAUUUAUAAACAAAGCAUUUUCUAAGAUGGAUAAAAAAAAUGAAAUGAAUUGGGCAUCAUAUUAUCUGGUAUCACUAUGGAAAUCCACUGUAACUUUAAAUCAAAAACAAUUUUUAAAUCAAUUAAAAGAAUGGAAUAAAAAUCAAAAUGGUAAUUUCAUUACCCAAGGACACCUGCGUAGAAUCAAACAAUACAGUACAUUUUUUAGUAAAAGAUCUAAUUAUAUCGAUAACUAUGAUCCAAAUUUAGAUUUUGAAAUUAAACAAGAGGUUGAAUACUUAGCAGAACGUUUUGUUGAUUAUAAAUUUCAAGGUUUAAAUGAUAUUAAGAGAACUUGUGAUAUUUUAGACAAAUGGUUAGAAAAACAAGUAAAUGAAAAAGAACAAAAAUUAAAAUCAAUAAAAGCAUUCAAUAAGAUUAAAUAUAAUAAAAACAAUUGA